CUUGGUUGGGCAUAUUUUUUUCAACUUAUUCCUAAUCUCAUAAACUAUUCCCAUAAGCUAUUCCCAGAUGAAUGAAUCAGCUCAUAUCUCAUACGCUCAUAUCAGCACUCUCAACUCUGUGACUCCAAAGUCCAAUGAACGACCGUUAGUUUUUUUCAUUUUUCAAUAAAGUUUGGUAUUAUACCUAGGUAUAUUGACAAAUCGUUGAAUAUUUAUAUAAAAAUAUUUAUUUAUUAUUUCUGUUCAAUUCAAAGAAUUUUACUUUGAUUCAGAAUAUUGUAAAACAAAUUUGUCUACUAACCUUUUAUAACUUUUAACUGCAAAUUUAAUCAUGUCUUCGGAAAACACCAGUAUAUUAACGACCAUCUUAAACCCCAUGUUACCAUUCCAAAUGCUGCUCAGGUUGUAUUCAUUCUGUGUUCUGGUGGUGGACGCAGUAUGGGUGUACUUGAACACAAUUUAUGCCAUAAUUGAGUCGGUAUAUGAAUUCUUUAUACCACCACAUAUGAAGUCUUUGGAAAAUGAAACUGCAUUGGUUAUUGGUGCUGGCAGAGGUGUUGGCCGUUCUAUAGCUAUACAAUUAGCUGAUCUAGGUGCUACAGUAAUAUGUGUGGACAUAAAUGAGGAAAAUAAUGAAAAAACUAUAGAUUAUAUAAAACAAACUAGUAAUGCAGUUUAUGGAUACACAUGUGAUAUUACGAAGAAGGAAAAUAUUAUAGAACUUGCUUCGCACAUUAAAGUCGAUUUGGGUUUCGUUAGUAUGCUGUUUUACUGUUGUGGUAUACCAAGCCCAAGGUCCUUGAUCACACAGCCUCCCCAAAAUAUACAUGAUACACUGGAUUUGACACUGACUUCGUACUUUUGGCUCAUAGACCAGUUCAUGCCGAAAAUGAAAGCCAAGAACCACGGUCACAUAGUAGCGUUAACAUCUGUGGCUGGUCUAAGCUACAUAAAGGACAGAAUGCCGCUCAGUGUCGCACAAUUUGCAGUACAAGGCCUAGCGGAAUCACUGAUGGAAGAUCUACGAGUGAAUAAAAUUACAGGAGUGCAUGUAACACUGUCACAUAUCUAUCCGUUUAUUGUGGAUAACAACUCAGAUGUGAGGUUGAAGAUACCAAGCUACUUCGGGACAAUAACACCAGACAGGGCUGCUACGUCCAUUCUAGAGAGUGUCCGACGAAAUUACCCGGAAGCAUCUGUGCCCAAACAUCUGUUAUAUCUCGGACAUUUAUUACGAAUUCUACCACGUAAAGCUACCGUUUUGAUUAGAGAUCUCCUAGAUACAGGGGUAGAUUUUGGGUAAAUUUUCAAUGCUGUGCCUAUAAAUUUUUUUAUUAUUUCUCUUUCAAAAAGCAUUCAAAAAGAAAUGAAAAAAGUGCCUAUAGUUCAGAUAGACAAUAAGUGCCUAAGAAUAAGAAUUUUUUUAUUCAUUUAAAAAAUUUCUUAUCGGAAUAUUUAGAAAUAAAGAAAUAAGUGCCUAACUAUAGUUUUAGUUAACUACAAAGACUUGCAUCGUAUGUCUACUAUGUGUAACUGAACAAUUAUGUAUCAAAGUUGAAGGUUAUGAUGUGCUUGGAAGUUAAAUGAAAUAAUUUAUUUGUAUUGUAAUUUAUGGUGUAUUAGGUAGGUCGAAUUCCAGUAAAUAGUACGUAAUUCAAAGAUUAAAAUUUUUUUGCUAUUUCUUCCUGGAAAAUAUAAAAAAAUGUUUGACAAAACAUUUUUAAUCUUAUCAUGCAUGAAUAAUGUUCAAUGCAUACUGAGAUUAGCCUUUCUUCAAAUUACAUGAUUUUAAAACGUUUGAGCUAUUUUUAUCUUUAUGUGGGUUCAUGAUCCUGAAUAUUAUAUAGAUGUCUAAAUGUAAAUCCAGGAAUGACCCUUAAAAACGUAAGGUGUUGAUUAAUUAUAAAAGGUAACAAUGUUUAAUAUAUGUACUAUACAAAUGAAGGUCAUGAAAUGUUAUCUCAGUGAUUUAUUGGAAAGAAAUCAUAAGAUAUAGGUAUCAGUUACAAAGUUUUUAUGAAGCUCAUUAUAAGAUAAGAUGUUUAAUAUUCCAAAUUGAGCUUUUAUUUUUGAUAUAUUUUAAUUAAAAGAGUUAUUAUUAACUCACAUUAUUGUGAUCUCCAAAAAUAGUAAGUUCCUAUGUACCUAUAUGGCAUUAAGAAAGACUUAUUGUAAUAUUAUUUUGUAAGAUUUUUUUUUUUUUUUUAUAAAAAGAGUAUUUUAAUUUUUAAAAUAUAUUUAACAUAAAAGAGUAAAUAACAAAUCAUUUCCAUAUUAUUAUAAGUAUAGAUUUAAGUUUUAUAUUUGUAUUUUCGCAUAGCUAUUUUAUACAGAAUUCUUGAGACUUUUUAAUAAAGUUUUGUAAUGAA
Colias croceus (clouded yellow) is the source of this 2369-nucleotide messenger RNA. RefSeq names its product epidermal retinol dehydrogenase 2-like. The coding region runs from base 332 to 1303 and encodes 323 amino acids. Gene Ontology annotation, cellular component: lipid droplet. The transcript is spliced from 6 exons. The record is from RefSeq and is a predicted model, not a curated record. Gene Ontology annotation, molecular function: oxidoreductase activity, acting on the CH-OH group of donors, NAD or NADP as acceptor. NCBI's taxonomy places the organism in Eukaryota, Metazoa, Arthropoda, Insecta, Lepidoptera, Pieridae.